AUGUCAGAGACGAUGGUGGGUUCCACAACUCUGAUGCCUCAGGGUAUCCCCGACGACCUCAUUCCCAUUUUUAAAAAGCUCCGUGAUACUCCCUUUGCCUGCUCUGAUAUUGCAGAUGUCCCGGGACAACACGUCAACUCGACCUUCUUCGCAACUCUGAGCAAGCCCCUGCCAGACGGCAGCAAGAGUGUUCUAUUCAAGCACACGAAAGGAUGGGAUGCACCCUGGCUUGGAAUUGCAAUUGACGCAGCGCGAUGCUUCACUGAGCACGAUGUCCACUCCAAAGGAAUCUGUCCGAUUAUCAACGAAAAUGGCUUUGUUAUCAGGCCGCCACGACUCCUCCAUUUUAUUCCAGAGUACAGCACUCAGAUUAUCGAGAAUUUGGAGAAUACGGUGACUCUUCCGGAAUACCUUCGCUCGUCCGACGCUAUCUCCCCGUCCUUCGCGACGUCCCUUGGCCGUGCGGUUGGAUCUUGGCUGGCCUUGUUCCAUCACCGAAAUUCAGAAGAGAAUGGAUCUGGUCCCGCAGCCACCCGACGUGAGAAGAUCCCUGAUCGGGAGCUUUACUUUAAUCUCUAUCGUGGGACUUUGGAAACUCAGAUACGCAUGUCCCCGCAGCUCUUUGAGGGCUACGAAGAGGCUAUCCGGCAACGCGUCCAGGAGGGCCUCAAGAAAGAUAUUCAAGGUAGAAUGGGUCUUAUCCAUGGGGAUCUUGGAGCGAGACAUUUCCUCAUCCGCAACGACGUACCAAUCCCCAACCAAGACACUAUACUCACCCCGAUUGACUGGGAGACUGUCCAUUUUGGCUGUCAGAACCAAGACUUUGGCCAGCUGAUUGGCGAACUGAUACUCGUCGGUCAAACUGAUGACCAGGCUUUCAGUGACCAGGUUCUCCAGGGCCUUGCCAGAGGAUAUCAGUCUCUGGAUGAGGAUUCAAUGUUCCACGUAGUGUUCUACGCUGGUCUCCAUCUCCUGAUGGUCUUGUUAACCGAGGGAGAGCCUAAUACACCAAUGCAGAAUAAAAUGGUCGGAUUUGCACGCGACUGCAUUGUCAAAGGCUCACAGCACGACCGCCAGUGGCUGGAGACAACAUCGCUGAAGUACCUGUUGGUGGCUUCCCAGUGA
This is a messenger RNA of Aspergillus tanneri, 1125 nucleotides long. RefSeq lists its product as uncharacterized. The transcript is spliced from 3 exons. NCBI's taxonomy places the organism in Eukaryota, Fungi, Ascomycota, Eurotiomycetes, Eurotiales, Aspergillaceae. The record is from RefSeq and is a predicted model, not a curated record. The coding region runs from base 1 to 1125 and encodes 374 amino acids.